This is a messenger RNA of Psammomys obesus (fat sand rat), 1345 nucleotides long. Its product is annotated as putative sperm motility kinase W. The record is from RefSeq and is a predicted model, not a curated record. NCBI's taxonomy places the organism in Eukaryota, Metazoa, Chordata, Mammalia, Rodentia, Muridae. Gene Ontology annotation, biological process: protein phosphorylation; intracellular signal transduction. The transcript has 3 exons. Gene Ontology annotation, molecular function: ATP binding; protein serine/threonine kinase activity. Gene Ontology annotation, cellular component: cytoplasm. The annotation marks the transcript as partial.
AUGACGAAUGAAAAAAUCUUAAAAAGGCAUUAUCAGGUAGUGUUGCCCAUUGGCCAGGGUGCCUUUGGCUGUGUGAGGCUGGGCUACCAUCGGCUUACGGGUACCCUGGUGGCCAUAAAGACUGUGGAGAAAACCAAGAAGAACCUGCGGUGGAUCUUCACUGAGAAGGUGAUACUGGAGAUGCUAGAACAUCCAUAUAUCAUUCGCCUGUACCAGGUCAUCAUUUCUGAAAGGGAAGUCCACUAUGUGACUGAGUUUGCACCCGGAGGAAACUUAUUCCGGAUAGUGAAAGAUAAUGGUAGAAUGCAGGAGGGGGAGGCUAAGAAAGUAUUCGGGCAGAUACUGGCAGCCAUCAAAUACUGUCACAACUUAGAUAUUGUUCAUCGUGACUUAAAGCCCCAAAACAUCCUGCUCGAUGGGGAGGGCAAUGUAAAAGUGAUUGAUUUUGGCCUUUCAACAAAAACUAGAUCUGGCACUAAAUUGACAAGAUGUUGUGGGACCAAGGCCUUUAGUGCUCCUGAGUUGGUGCAGGGACAGCCCUAUGACGGGAAGAAGGCAGACGUAUGGAGUCUUGGUGUGCUUCUAUAUUAUAUAACAACUGGCAACCUUCCCUUCAAAGAACAAACCAUAAAGGAGACAGAGGCGAAGAUCAUCACAGGACUAUAUAAUAUUCCUGAUCAUUUUUCCUCAUCACUUGAAAACCUCAUUUUCCAAAUGCUUAACGUUAUGCCAGAGAGGAGGCCGUCCGUUGAAGAUCUUGAGAAACACCCAUGGGUUAAAAAAUACGAAAUAAAUGUCCCCAAGGAGAUGUACCCAGAUCCCAAGAUUGUGGACAUGCUCUGUGAAUUUGGGUUUAAUCGCAAUUCCAUCUUUGAAUCACUAGGAAAGAAUAAAUAUGAUGAGAUUAUGGCAUUGUAUCUCAUCUUAAAGGAGAAGGAACGAAAGGGGCUUGAGCUUGGCAGCACCACCGAAGCCAACCCUGUGGACCCUGGACCCACACCACCCUCCACCCCAGCAUAUGCGUCUGUCUCUAGUCUUCCCCUAAAGCGUAUCACCAGUGCCCCCACCUUUGGCCUCCUCCAUGCCAAACCCUCAGCCCAGCACCAGCCUGUUGCCAGGACACUGCUAGGGAAGAAGCUGGUCAGAAGCGCCUCCCUGCCUGCCGUUAAUCUAUGCUUCUCCCGGAACAACAGCCCCGCUUAUCGUGCCUGCUCCUGUGCCCUGCACAGUCAGGAGGUUUGGCGCAAGUGUCAAAUGACGGACAUUCAGGCUCUGGGUUCUAUCAGAAGGCCUGAGCUGGCUUUGCUGCUGCCUAUGCUGGCAGAUGAGCAUGUCCAACAGGAAG